This is a messenger RNA of Penicillium salamii, 294 nucleotides long. NCBI's taxonomy places the organism in Eukaryota, Fungi, Ascomycota, Eurotiomycetes, Eurotiales, Aspergillaceae. The record is from the annotation of a GenBank genome assembly.
AUGCGUAUCACAGCCCUUGUCUUCGCCGCCGCUCUCUCCCUGGUGUCGGCCAAAAAGAUCAACAUGCACUGCGAGUUCGCGGCCGAUGACACCGGCAUGGUCCAAUCACCCUACUGCUGCCGUGACUUGGGGCCUGCCCGUGGAAACUCCAAGGCCAAUGAAGCGAUGGAUUGUGAUGCCCUUGACCUACCUCAGAUGUGUGAGGAUCAGUCACGACCAGCCUGCUGUUACCCCAUUGGUCCCAAGAAGAUCUGUACCUCGCACGUUAUCUUCAUGGACGCGGCGGAUAUUUGA